Molecule: messenger RNA, 2409 nt
Organism: Rhineura floridana
Lineage: Eukaryota; Metazoa; Chordata; Lepidosauria; Squamata; Rhineuridae
Gene: LETMD1
Product: LETM1 domain containing 1
Exons: 9
Coding region: 201-1295 (364 amino acids)
Biological process (GO): intracellular monoatomic cation homeostasis
Cellular component (GO): mitochondrial inner membrane
Molecular function (GO): ribosome binding
Source: RefSeq, a predicted model, not a curated record
CCUUCCGCCCGUAGUAAGUAGUCACGUGAGCGGAUUUCUAUGGAGGAGUGGGGAGAGGCGGCUCUCUUCGGGCCUUUCUGCUCAAAUUCUCCCCCCUCCUUCGGGAGUAAACUUCUUUCGCUCGACAGCGCCCCCCGCGGCAAGGGCGGCAGCAGCAGCGCAGCCUCGGCCCUUUUCCCAUCGAGCGUCGCUGCUUCAGGAUGGCGCUGCUGCUGCUGUGCUGGCGUUGCCGGUCCGGCGUGCGAUUAGGUCCCGGCGGAGCACCCGUCCCCGCCGCUUCCUUCUAUGGAGCUUUCCCCCCUCCGGACCUUCGCCCCCACUGGGCGCUUAGACCACCAGCGUACCAAUUCUCUGCAAAGGCAAAUUCCAAGAAACCGCUCUCUGCUUUGGUUUCAAAAGUCAAAUACAUGAACGAGAAGUAUAAAAAGUAUUUGGAAAGAACAUUCCCACGUUUCUAUCAGCUGUAUUCAUCUUUUUUGAAAGGAUUUAAGAUAUUCUUUUCAGAAGCAAAAGAAAUAAGAAGAAUAAAGGGAAACAUGUCACGUAAAAACAUCAAGUUUCAUCAACUUCCAUACAGGGAGAUGGAGAGGCUAAGACAGUUUCGCAGAGAUGUGAUCAAGGCCAUUCCAGUUGGGAUUCUCUCUCUUCCACCCUUUGCCAACUACCUGGUUCUUUUGCUCAUGUAUCUGUUCCCAAGACAACUCUUGAUACGCCACUUCUGGACUUCCAAACAGCAAGCCGAGUUUCUGGACACCUACCACAAUAUGAGAAAGGAGGCAUACACUGAAGUGGUUGAUGGUCUAAUGCAACUAUCUCACUCCCUAGCUGAUCAACAACUUCGGAAACAGAUGCUAGAUCUCUGCAAAAAGGUGCAGGAAGGCUUUCACCCAGACAUAAAAGACCUUAAAGCUGCGAGGACCUUAUUUGUGGGACAUCCCUUUGGCAUCCAGCGACUCAGGGUACAGCAGGUGAAAGUUCUGAGUCGUGUUUUGUUCCUAACCCCUCGCUUGCCAUCUCUGUUCCUGAGAUACCGCUUGCAGAACCACUUGUCAGAGCUGCACCACCUGGACCAGGCAAUGCUGAAACUAGGAGUGGGAGAACUAAGCGAUGAGGAAGCGCAAGCGGCUUGUUACAUCCGUGGCUUGAAUUCUGUUCACCUCAGCCCAUUGCUGUGCCGGCUGUGGCUGACCCAAUGGCUAACACUUUCCUGCUCACUGAAAGAUUCUGAAGCUUCACUCUUGGCACAUGGCAUGGUCUUACUUUCUACCAACUUCCCCUCUUCCUCCAAGGGCUGACUGAGGGCAGCCCUUCCUGGUGCACCACUUCUGAAGAGAGAUUGUGACAGUGACUCUUAGUUGAAGCAGAAGGGGGAAUGGAUUUUUGCUUACACUAAUAUAUAAUAACCAAGAGUCCAGUAGGAGAUCUCUCUCCAACCAAAGUUUUAGCCGUGAGAGGAAACAAUGCAUUACUAUGAAUAUUCCUCCUCCUGCUCUAGAGAGAUACAGGAGAAUUGCCAAUAUGGCACUAGGGAAAAUGCCAGCAUGUCCACAAGAUUUGUUUAAAUGUGGCUCAGUAACAACUUCAUAGGCCCAGCAUGAUUCCAUGCUUAUUUUCAAUACUUAUAUUAUAAUCCAGUACACACUUACCUGGAAGUAAGUCCCAUUGAACCCAAUGGAGCUUACUUCUGAGUGGACAUGUAUUGGAUUGCAGCCUUAGACGUUCGCAAAAAUAUCUGCUAAAGAAGGUACUGGCUGUAGCUGGUAUUUUCCUGAUAUUGUGAAAGGCAUCCGGUAACAAAUCUGCCAUGAGUUUCCUUCAUUAAAGGAUAUUUUUAAUUUUACAAUGCUGACUGGAGAGCUCAGUAACUUUUUGCUGGACUUUCAUAGUGCAUUGUAAGAAUGAGAUCUCAAUUAUUUUCAGAACUGCAACUUUGUUUGAAAUACUACUAGUGAUUGAGCUUGUGCUGGAAAAAACCAGCAAUGCUCUCAUCACAUGGGCAUUAUGAAACAUGCAUUUCAUAUUGGUAGAUGUGGAAUUCAGCAGGAUAGUUGUGAUAGUUACACAUUUAUACAAAGCAAGUUAAUUUAAUUAUCUGUACCAAAAGCACUUAAAUCUCUGUCUGUGCCUCUAAGUCUUAAGUUCUACAACCACGAUACUUAAAAGCAAGUGAAAAAAAGAAAGAAAAGAAAAAAGCCAGGUCUUGCACUCCAGAAGCUGAAAUUCUGGCCAGAAAAGUAUAAAUUGUGUGUGUGUGUGUGUGGUAUACUACAGGUUGAAUCAGUUAUUGUAAAUGCAUGAGAAAUCCUUAGAAGUAAAUGAAUGUCUAUCGAUACUGUACCUGAUAUGUAAAUAUUCUAUUAAAGAUGGCUAAUAAAGGACAAUCUCACAAUUUACCUGGAAUCUUCAAAA